AUCCACCCCCCCUCCGCUCCCCUCCUUUUUCCCUUCAUUCCAUCCCCUCCCCGUUAACUGUAUUUUUUUUCGGUCUAACAGUCGGCUGAGGGUUGGGGUGGUGAAGGGGGGGGAUAUAUUUUGCAUCGCGCUUUAGCAGGAAUGUGGAAGCCGCAGCUUUAGUGAGGGGACCCACAUUUCCAACAGCGGCGGUGCCCGGGGAGCUCAGCGUCCUCCUGCACGCAUCGGUUUGGCCGUGCCGUAGCGCGGGGAUGCGCACGCCGUAUUUAUACAUCCAUCAUCCCCAGCCACGCCGGCGGCGAGCUGCGGUUUGGCCCUGGAUCCGUCCCUCGGCCCUUUUCCUCCCGUCCGCACCCUGGGAUGCUCUGCGUGGGGACGGCGGGACGGGCAGCUCCCAGCCCGGAGCCCUCGGGGACGGAAAUGGGAUCGGAGAGGAGAGGGAAAAGUUUUGGGCCCUUUCCCGGCGUGCAGCCUGCGGGGCGGAUGGAUGGACGGACGGACGGAUGGAUGGAUGGGUGCAGGCCCUGCGGAUUGGGGCGAUCGGGGAUGAAAACGCAGCUUUUCUUUUUGUCUGCUUUCAGGAAAAAGCCCUACGUUCCCACGGGUUGGGUCGGUGGGAGCCGCUCCGCUUUUGUUCCUCCGCGUGUCUGUGUUUUUUGGGGUGUGUGAAGUUGUCCUCCUUGUCCCCCCGUAGAGAAACGCCCCGCGUGCGGCACCGGUUCCCAGCUAGAUCUGGAGAUGGACGCGGAUAAGGGGAAGCAACGCCAGUACUCUCAGAGCGAAGGCGAGACAGAGAGGGCUGCCAAAGUAGAGACGUUCCCUAGAGAACUGUAGCUUGACUUAGCGGCAGUUUGGUAGGAAGUUGGAAGGCUAUAGUGAGCUGCGGGGCCUGGCGCUCGUACCCACCCGUGCCAUCAUCUACCUCCAUCAAUCUGGAGCCUCAUCGACACGUCUCCCCAGGCAGCUGCGGCCAUCUGGCUUCUGAGGCCAGCCUGAUGGCGGAGCCUCGCUUCAACAACCCCUACUUCUGGCCGCCUCCCCCCACCAUGCCCAGCCAGCUGGACAACCUCGUCCUGAUCAACAAAAUCAAAGAGCAGCUGAUGGCGGAGAAGAUCCGGCCCCCGCACUUGCCCCCCACCUCCGUUGCCUCCCAGCAGCCCCUCCUGGUGCCCCCCUCUCCUGCUGAAAGCAGCCAGUCCAUCAUGUCCCUCCCCAAGCUGCAGCAGGUGCCAGGCCUCCACCCGCAGGCGGUCCCGCAGCCUGACGUGGCUCUGCACGCUCGGCCGGCCACCAGCACCGUCACAGGGUUGGGGCUGGCAUCCCGUGCGCCCACAGUCAGCACCUCUGAGUCCAGCACGGGCACCACCACCCCUUCCACACCCACCUCCACCAGCCAGAGCCGCCUCAUCGCUUCCUCGCCCACCCUUAUCUCAGGAAUCACCAGCCCGCCCCUCCUCGACUCCAUAAAGACAAUCCAGGGCCACAGCUUGCUGGGGGCACCCAAGACGGAGCGGGGCCGCAAGAAGAUCAAGGCGGAAAACCCUUCGGGGCCGCCCGUCCUCGUGGUUCCCUACCCCAUCCUGGCCUCGGGGGAGACGGCCAAAGAGGGCAAGACGUACAGGUGUAAGGUCUGCCCUUUGACGUUCUUCACCAAGUCGGAGAUGCAGAUCCACUCCAAGUCGCACACAGAGGCCAAACCCCACAAGUGCCCCCACUGCUCCAAAUCCUUCGCCAACGCCUCCUACCUGGCCCAGCACUUGCGCAUCCACCUGGGCGUGAAGCCCUACCACUGCUCGUACUGCGAGAAGUCCUUCCGCCAGCUGUCCCACCUCCAGCAGCACACCAGAAUCCACACCGGUGACAGACCCUACAAGUGCCCACACCCCGGCUGCGAGAAGGCAUUCACACAACUCUCCAACCUCCAGUCUCACCAGCGACAGCACAACAAGGACAAGCCCUACAAGUGCCCGAAUUGCUACCGGGCCUACACGGACUCGGCCUCGCUGCAGAUCCACCUCUCAGCGCACGCCAUCAAGCACGCCAAGGCUUACUGCCGCAGCAUGUGCGGCCGUGCCUAUACCUCGGAGACGUACCUGAUGAAGCACAUGUCCAAACACACCGUGGUGGAGCACCUCGUCAGCCAGCACUCUCCUCAAAGGACCGAAUCCCCCGGCAUCCCCGUGCGGAUCUCGCUCAUCUAAGUGGGCUCUGUCCCACCCCGCUGCUGUCGGGGGGUGGCACCGUGU
This is a messenger RNA of Meleagris gallopavo (turkey), 2246 nucleotides long. The record is from RefSeq and is a predicted model, not a curated record. Lineage: Eukaryota; Metazoa; Chordata; Aves; Galliformes; Phasianidae.